GAAUCUAGUGCCGAAACGAAAGUCUGAAUACGAUCUCUCUUUUCUAGCGCCAUCAAGCACAUUGCGACCUUCUACCGACCUCUACCGUCUGAAUGGUUUAAUUAUCGAGCCCUCGAGCAGCUUAGCUAGUUGAGUACCUCGACCGUACCGAUUUCCACCGGCAACAGCUUCUAUUCUCCUUUUCCAGUGCUUCAUAAGACAAGUAGAACCCCAGUGCACGCCCUCGGUUUCAAGUCACACGGUAAGCUUAGAAGGGAGGGAGAAAUCUAAUUCUCUGGAGAAGAUGGGAAGAGCGCCGUGCUGUGAAAAGGUGGGGCUGAAGAAAGGGAGGUGGUCGGCAGAGGAAGAUGAGCUAUUAGUGAAGUACAUCAAAGCUCAUGGAGAAGGCUCUUGGAGGUCACUGCCAAAGAAUGCAGGCUUGUCGAGGUGUGGAAAGAGUUGCAGACUGAGAUGGGUGAAUUAUCUGAGGACUGACCUGAAGAGGGGCAACAUCACUCAAGAAGAAGAGGAAACCAUGAUCAAGCUUCAUGCUUCCUUGGGAAACAGGUAUGAAUAUGUGUGUGUGGUGGUUAAACAACUUCAUGCCACUAGUCCAACAGUUAUGGAAUCUCAGCUCAGGUGGUCAGCGAUAGCCGAGCAUCUCCCUGGAAGAACUGAUAAUGAGAUCAAAAACUACUGGAACUCCCACAUCAGCAGGAAAAUCCACACCUUUCAGACUGCCGAUGGCACCAGAGUGACUGCUGCCCUCAGCAGGAUCGGCAGCGGCGGAGAGCGAAAGGGUGGCAGAACAAGGAGAUCAGCAAUGAAGAUCAGCACCACUUGUUGGAGCAAGAGGAAGGAAAGCCAUGAGAGAAACGGUGGACAUCCAAUAUCCUUUGUCCAUGGCAAGGAAAGGGAGAACAUGGCUUAUAACUUGGACCAUUACAAGACUAGUUCUACAGAAUUGGUUAAUCUUAAUGAAGGGGUGGCGUUUGAAAGUGGUUUAAUGUGCUUCAAUGAGCAGUUAAGCCCAAGCCUUUUUGUGGGAAGUGGAUUUUGUACAAAUAAUGUGUUUGAGGGGGGGCUUUUUGGUGCAAGUGAUGAGAGUGGGACCAUGAACUCAAGUGAAGAGAGAGAUGGUAAGGACAAUAUCCUUAAUGAUGAUGGGGAGGGUGUUGAACUUGGUUCAAAGGAAGGGAGGGGAGGGGAAGUGGUGGCUUUAGAUUGGGAGGAGAUGAUGUGUUUGGAAGUGGAUAAUUUGUUGAAUUGGGAGGGUAUGUGGGAUGGACCAAGAGAAGAUGUGGACAUGUUUAUUGGAGUGUGAUAGUGGGAAGUCUGAUUGCCAAGAGGUGUGAUGUGUGCCAUUUUUUCCUAGGAGGCUUCUUUCAAAUGUCUCAUAAAUGGCUUGUGGACCAGAGACUGCCUAGGGAGCUUGAGAAGAUCUUAUUUCAAAACUUUACCUAAUGUCUUAUUGUAUGUUUUGUUCAAGUGGUCUGUCUAGUUGGUUCCAUUAUCCAACAACAAAAAAAAAAGGAAUUGUAAACAGCUAGCAAUGCUAGAGACUAAGAACUUUUAUAUCUAGCAAGCAUUGAAGCAAUAAUUGUGCUAUUUUUUUCGCUUAAA
Phoenix dactylifera (date palm) is the source of this 1602-nucleotide messenger RNA. NCBI's taxonomy places the organism in Eukaryota, Viridiplantae, Streptophyta, Magnoliopsida, Arecales, Arecaceae. The record is from RefSeq and is a predicted model, not a curated record.